Lathyrus oleraceus (garden pea) is the source of this 726-nucleotide messenger RNA. Its product is annotated as histone deacetylase HDT1. The record is from RefSeq and is a predicted model, not a curated record. The coding region runs from base 1 to 726 and encodes 241 amino acids. The transcript has 2 exons. Gene Ontology annotation, molecular function: violaxanthin de-epoxidase activity. NCBI's taxonomy places the organism in Eukaryota, Viridiplantae, Streptophyta, Magnoliopsida, Fabales, Fabaceae.
AUGGUUGAUGAAUUCAACGAGUGCGCCGUCUCAAGGAAGAAAUGUGUGCCUAAGAAAUCUGGUGUGGGAGAAUUUCCUGUUCCAAGCCGGAUGUCCUUGUCAGGAGCUUUAACACUUCAGAGUUUAGUGAGCACUGUCAAAGUUGAUCCACAAGAAUUUGAAGCUUGCAUUCACCUUUCACAGGCUGCACUUGGUGAAUUUAAGAAAGACAAAGCUAAUGAGCCUGUUGUUAUUUGCUUGAAAGUUGGUGACCAGAAGUUUGUUUUGGGAACCCUCAACAGAGAGAAAAUUCCUCAGACUACUCUUGAGUUGGUUCUGGACGAGGAAUUUGAACUUUCUCACAGCUCCAAAAUAUCUAGUGCCCAUUUCUGUGGAUACAAAGCUUAUUACCCUGACAAUGAAUAUAGUGAUGAAGAUGACUUUUCUGAUAGCGAUAAGGAGGAAAUUCCUUUGGCUCGAACCAUAGGGAAUGGGAAACCAGAAAUAAAAGUUGAGAACCAGAAAGUUUCUGAAGCUAAGAAAGCACCUGCUAAGAGUGGUGUACAUGCCAAGCCUGAACCACCUGCUAAGAGCGAUACAUCUGCGAAACAAAUUGUACAUCAGUUCAAUAACAAUGUUAAACCAGAUCAUGUAACAAUGGUAGCAGUUCUAAACAGACCUGCAAAGAUUCAUUUCAACCCUUCAAGAACCAACUCCAAUUACAACUCUAACCUCUCAACACCAUAA